ACAUUGACGUGAACACGCACGUAGCUGUCAGUAGGAAAUGCAGGCUGUCCGUAUAGGAUGCACCCUGCCGCUAUGCUUGGAUAAAUUAAUCACAGAAAAUCCUUGUUUUUCAGAAUGAAAACUAAUAUUCAGAAGGUUGUUUGAAUUCGGAGAGAAUGGUUACAGCUGUUCCGCAUGUUUAACCAAGGUAACCGGGACAUUCAGAUUGCUAGCGAAGCUAACAGAAACAGAACACUGUCAACGCUAAUGCUAAUAGUUACAUUAGGCUAAAAUAAGCUAACUUAGCUAGCUGCUAACUUAGCCAGCUAGCUCGCCGAUUGCAGGACGUUCGCUCUUCGAACGGCUCUCUCCGUUCAGCGGUUCCUGUCCCGGCGUCGCUUUUUACGUGUUUUGUAUUCAUCGGAGGAGGUUGCGGAACCGGAGCUGUGGCGGGGGGACGUGCCGACAGGAACCCCCUGGCUAUCCAGGCGGACGGAUCGCAGUGACACGCCGGUCGUGGGAGAGAUCAGAGUGGAACCAUGGCUGAAGUAUCCACCUUAUCACCGUCACCACCUGCUUUAGGUGAUCCUCAUGCUGCUCCAUCCGUCCCACCGUCUUCAUCAGCACUUGCUGCACCAGAGUCUGCCAGGGAGUUACCUGUACCCAAGUCUUCCCUUUACGGUGACAAAGCUUUGACUGGAAACACUCCUGGAGCACUGUCAGGGGGUUCACCCUUGACUUCCCACCCACCCUCGAGUCCUCCGAACCUCACAGCUGAGACCCCUCUUCCAUCAUCGGUACAUGAAAAUGCUCCACCAGCUGAGCAAACAGCAGGGAAUGAUACAGAGACUGCAGCUCAUAUUAUUAAGCAGGAGACAAUGACCAGUGUACCAACUGCUGUGGAGCUCGUGAACAAUGAAACGGAGACCCCAGCACUGACUGGUGAGCCAUCAGCUCCAAGUGAAAUACCGCAGGCAUCUCCCUCUCCUGAUCUAAAUCCUGGUCCUAAUCUGUACCCCAGUGUGCAUGUCACCUAUAACCCAAAUCCUGCCGUGAAUGAUGGUCAGCUUACAGCAAGCCAACCCCAAACAACUACAGGUUCUAGUCCUGCACCUGCUCCUUCAGCAUCAUCAGCAGCCGAAGAGGAGAAACCUCAGCUGCUCCAACAAGCACAAAACGCUCAAAGUGAGCCUCCUCCUCCUCCUCUGUCCCCAAAGCCUGACACUCCCUGCCAGGCCAGGAAGGGUGAACUGCCUGCUACCCCCACCAGAGCCGAGCACCCCAGCCCUACGGUCCCACUCAUUCACGAGCCAGCCUCUGCCCUUCCCCUUCCCCUUCCUAACCCAAACCCCCGGCCGGCCCCCGACACCCUCAGCUACCUUGAGUCGGCCAGCCUGAUGUCAGGAACGUUGGAGUCUCUGUCUGGACUGGGAGAGGAUGGGAGCUCUGUGGGAUCAGACUCUGAGAUCAAUGGCCUGACCGUCAGACGCACUGAUAAAUAUGGCUUCCUAGGUGGGAAUCAGUACAGUGAAAGCGGUGAAAAGGAAGUCCGAGUUGAAGUUGCCAGGCAGAGGGAGAUGAAAUGGCUUGAUAUGUUCUGCAACUGGGAUAAAUGGAUCAAACAUCGCUUCCAGAAGGUGAAGCUGCGCUGUAGAAAGGGGGUUCCAUCUUCUCUCAGAGCCAAAGCAUGGCAGCUGCUGUCCAACAGUCAAGACCUUCUUCAAGCCAACCCUGGGAAAUUUGAGGAGCUGGAGAGAGAGCAGGGAGAGGCUAAAUGGUUGGACAUUAUAGAGAAGGAUCUCCACAGGCAGUUCCCCUUUCAUGAAAUGUUUGCCGCUCGUGGUGGCCAUGGGCAACAGGAUCUGUACCGAAUCCUGAAGGCCUACACCAUCUACCGACCUGACGAGGGCUACUGCCAGGCCCAGGCUCCGGUGGCUGCAGUGCUGCUCAUGCAUAUGCCUGCUGAGCAAGCCUUUUGGUGCCUCGUCCAGAUCUGUGAGAAGUAUCUUCCUGGUUACUACAGUGCUGGGCUGGAAGCAAUUCAACUGGAUGGCGAGAUCUUCUUUUCGCUGUUGCGGCGUACGUGCCCAAUGGCGUACCGUCAUCUUAAGAAGUUCAAGAUCGACCCGAUUCUCUACAUGACGGAGUGGUUCAUGUGUAUUUUCUCACGCACCUUACCAUGGUCCUGUGUCCUGCGUGUUUGGGACAUGUUCUUCUGUGAAGGAGUAAAGAUAGUGUUCCGUGUGGGCUUGGUGCUGCUGAAGCAGAUGCUUGGCUCUGUGGAUAAACUUCGGGAACUACAGGGCAUGUAUGAGACCAUGGAGCGUCUAAGAAACAUCUCACCCGACGCCAUCAGAGAGGACAUACUGGUACAGGAGAUCAUCACCCUCCCGGUGACAGAGGCGCUCAUAGAGAGGGAGUGCAGCAUCCAGGUGAGAAAGUGGAGGGAGUCCAGAGGGGAGCUGACACACCAGCCGGGCCGCCGCCUCCACGGCACAAGAGCCAUCUACGAGUACAAACGCCGCGCUUCCGCCAUCAGCUCCGGUGGCAGCUUCUCCUUCCUGGGAAGCCCAGUCCCACCGCCAGGACCCCUCAGGGCCUCCUCCAGCCUCCUCUCGCUGCCUGGCUUCCGCAAGUCUAAAGCUCCUUUCCACUCCCAGCACAAGAAGGGCUCCUUCUCUGGGCCGUCAGGAAUAGAGGGUCUGCCGCCUCAUUCGCCACCUGCAGUGACAUCAAGCCCGAGCCGAGGCCCCGCCCAUAAACCACCUAUUCCUCCAGGGGCAGGUCAGAAGGCACCAGCACCCCAUAUUCAGAGCCCUCUAGUCGCGAGUUCGACUGGCUCAUCCAGCGAGCCUCCUCAAGCUCCAGAAGGAACCUCAGCACUGGGCCCGCCUGCUGCCUCGGCCCCCACACAAAGCACACCUCCGCCACCCAAUACUCUGGCCCCCUCCCCAAAGAUCGUCUCAGAGAAAAUUACUCCCACUAUCCCCUCUCCUACUGCGAACAACGCCCCUCUGCCCCCGUGUCCAGAUUCAAAAAAAGAAGCGGCGCCGUCAGCAGACACCACAACAGGAGAGGAAGAAGGAAAGAAGAAGAAGAAAAGCAAAGAAGACAAGAAGAAGGAGAAGGAGGAUGAGAAAAAAAUGAAGGAAAAGAAGGACAAGGAAAAGGCUGAGAAAGAGAGGCUCAAGAAAGAGAAAGAGAGGCUAGAAAAAGAGAAGAAGAAAGGGGGGAAGAAAAAGGACAAAGGGGGAGGAGAGGCUGAGGACAAAAAUGGAGCCGCAGCAGCAAAAGAUUCGGCCUAGUUUUCCACCCUCUCAUUCCUGGAUCAUGAAAAGGGAGGCUGAACAAAAAAGAGGUCAGGGGAACAAAAGACCCCAAAAACAGAGUAAUUAAUCUAAUAAAACGGGAUGGCUUCCUGAGCAAUGCAUCAUUUCAAAGACCUAAUGUCGUCUGAGGACGAUGAUGGAGAAAACUGGAUCAUGGUUUUAAAGCACCUCGGGGGGCUUUUUGCCUCCUGCUCAAUGCUUUCUUUUUCACUGAGUUUUAUUGAGAUGGGACACAUUUCCUUUGUUAACUGGAGCACGGACUGUAGAUCUGUUUCCAGAAGAUUGCAGUCAUUAUCUGUUUUUAGUUUUUUAAAUUCUGUUGUUUUUUUUUUUCAUUUUUAUUAUUUUAAUCAGAUCGACAGCAGCGGUUGGAGAAGCAUCGGCUCAAGGCAGCGUUGAAUCAAGCGUUUGCAGAAAAGGUUCGGGUGCCAUAGAGUAUGUAAAUACAAAGUCUACCUACAGUACAUAGGAUCCUGUUAACACUCCCUGUUCUCCAUCAGUUCUCAUAUGUGGCCAGCUUAUCUGGAUGUUGGGGAGGGGGAAAACAAAACAAAAACCCUUUGAAGUCAUCUCAAACGCAGGCACUGAAGACAGAAAUGCUAGCAAUGUUGAUGAGGAUGUAUUUAUUGUCAUGUUAAAUGUUGUGAGUGAUUGUGUGCCUUAGUAGUAUAGUGAAAUGUGUUAAUGUUCUAUGUGUGGCCUCCCUUUUAGUCUCCCGCUGCCUGCUUUUGUUUUCUCUCAUGUCAAACCAUCGGUGGUUAUUCACAAACCUUUAGCUUAUUCUGUUUCUGGAAUAAAUCUAAUGGUAAACAGUCAAAAAUAGGGAGAAAUUUUGAAGUAGAACCAGACACAGACACCAUGAUGUGGUGACAGUUUUUUUUUUUUUUUAAAUAGUUCAUGUAUGUGUAUUUUUAUCUGAGAAAAGAACACAAGGGGGGCAUGUGUUGUUUGUAAUUUAGGCUUUGGUUUAAAUUAGUUGUCUGAAGUUGAUUUUUGCAGAAAGCAGGCAUAACCUUAUGAGUAUAAACUGCUUGUGUGAAAAUAUGCAAGGAGUAUUUGUGCACAAGUCCUGCAGACCAAAUGUCCUUCUGUUAAAAUUCGUAUUAUUUUGAUUUCAUUGAACAAAAUCGUGUGUGCAUUUUAUUUUGCCAAAUUUCAGUGUGGGUAAGAGCUUAAGGUCUUUAACCCAUUAGAAUGUGAUUUGAAGUAUCUCAAGAGAAUGAAGGAUGUUUUUUGCACUUGUGAUUUUGUCACAAAGCACCACUGAAGUUGACCACUCCGCUAGUGUGGUGAAGUAGAAAAACGAGUCUCAACACGCCGGUUUCACAGUUUGAAAUCUCUGCUUUGAGGACCUAUAGGAAGCCACUUGACUGGAGGUGCCGGGUGUGCCAAUGUAGCAUUAACCUCUAAACUUUGGGCUCUGAUGUAUUUAUGUACAAAGUGGUUAAUUUAAUCAAAUAUAGUAUAUUAUGAAUUAUUAUUAUUAUUUUGGAUCUGACUAUUUUUCUAUGUGAGUAAGAGACACCUGAUUGACUGGAAUGAUGGCUGACUACGCAGUGUAGUUGCAGGGGGAUCAUUUACAGUGUUUGUCUUCUUUUUUUUUUUUUCUCCUUUUCUUUGCACGUUAAGUCCUCUGCUUUUACACAACAAAACUCCAUGCAUGUCUUUGCUAUUGUUUACCAUCAUUGUAGGUUUGGUCAGCUUAGGUUCACGAAUCUCCGGUUUACUGAAGCGCAGUAUUAAACAGACUUGAGUGAAAGAAAUGGGCCUCCGAGAGAACAAACUUUGAGACAGAAUAUUUGGGAGUGGAGAGUGUUCGUACUGUAAAAUAUACUAAAAGGUGAUUUACGAGGUUUGAAUAGUUCUUUAAUUGAAGCUCUUAAGUAUGUCUAUCUCACCGAGUUGUGUUGUAAAAUUCAUGAUGACUUAUGGACUAACUCCCUAACCUAUUUACACUCAGUGUUCUGUACUGUAACAUAUUUAUGCAUACAUUAAAUGGCACUGAACCCCAUCAGUAUAUGAUGAAUACGUAGUGCCAGGUAGUUAGUGAAAACCAUUUGAUGGCAAAAAAAAACAACAAAACAUUGAUGCUCUUUAACUGUGCUGUUUCGUAGAUAAUGAAUAGAAGGACUUUCGUGUAAUUGUAGCCAACAUGUCCUCCAUAUUCAUAGUUUUCCACUUAUUUCAGGUCAUUUGAUUAUAUAAAUAUCACACACACACCCUGUCCCUUCUCUGUUUUGACGCCGGUGCAUCAUAGGCACAGAUUAGUGUAGUGUUAGUGUGGACAACCUGAACACAUCUAUGCAAACCUUCCUCCAUCGUGACUGUGGGUGUGUGUGGUGACGGCAGCACUGAUUUCACCGCCGAUCAGAGCGGUGCUGUGGAAAACUGAAUUCUGUGCUUCAGCAGGCGUUUUUCCUCGCACACUUCCAUGCCCGUCGACUAUGAUAUCUUAUGAGCAAUGCGUCCUCGCAGCUCAUGUCUCGAUGAUGGUGUCAUUUCUCUUUAUUCAGAGGGCUGGAGAUGUUGUGAUGAUCAAAUGAAUCGGACACUAGCUGUAGAUCCAAAAAAAAUACGUUUCUAUCAGGUCCUUCGUGUAUUUCGGUGUUGAUCCUGAAGUCGUCGUUCUCAAUUACAUUUGAUUGGGAAUGACUCCACUGAUGCAAAUAUUUAAAAGAAAAGUGUUUCAGUUGUUUUUUUCUCCCCAAUGCCGUUAUGUCUUUUGUGUCUUUAAGUUUACAUGUCACUCUCUCUCUCUCUGGCGAAAGUGAAAUAAAAUCAUAGCUAAUUGAAUUCAUUCCUUCAGAUCUACAACUGAUGUAUUUAUAAUUAAUGAUGAUGACAUUUGUGAUGAGUAAUAAACCAUAAUAUAUUAAAUGGU
Acanthochromis polyacanthus (spiny chromis) is the source of this 6189-nucleotide messenger RNA. Its product is annotated as TBC1 domain family member 10A. NCBI's taxonomy places the organism in Eukaryota, Metazoa, Chordata, Actinopteri, Pomacentridae. The record is from RefSeq and is a predicted model, not a curated record.